CUUUCUUUUUUUUUACAUCUGGACUCUGACAGGAUAAUCACCAUUGGAACAGGAAUUAUUAAAACAAGCAAAUCAUCCUCAUUGGCUCAUUCACUCUUGAAUAAAAGGAAGGACAAAAGAAAGAAGGAAAGGGAAAAUACUUACAUAUUAUAGCAUUAACAAGCAUACACAUCAACGCAUGCCACGUCCAACUUUGCAAAUAGUUUCAGGUCGAUCACCUCGAUCUUACCUUGCAACAACCAGUUACGACACUCGAAAUCUACCCAACCCCUUUCAAGAUACCCCUCUCCUCUCUUCAACCACAUCACCAAUAACAACAAAUCUUAAAACAACAGCAACAACACCCAGUAUCACUGCAACAGCUGUAACAAUACCAAUAGCAUCCGACACAAUUGCUUCUACAACGCCCUUUCUUUCUUCUUCUUCUUCUUCAUUUCCUCCCUCUUUGUUAUCCAAAUCAAUAUCGGCAAACGUACCUGAGACAUCCCCUACUCUUUAUCUGGGAAAUAGCCAAAACGGUUUAUUUGACACUGCAUUAGCCUCUACUGGUGAACGGGAAUAUCUAACAGAUCAAAAGCAACAUACUUCAAGUCAGCAACGUAACAGUGAACACCAAGGUGAAGAUGAAGAUGAGGAUGAAGAUAAAGAAGGAAACGGCCAUGACAAAUUACGACGGGACCAGGAUCAACCCCAUGAACAGAUCCAGGAUGAAGAAAACCCGUUGGUUCAUCUAACAGCUGGUCAACGCGAAGCUGCUGUUGAGAAUCUUGAGAUUGAAACAAUGGAUAGGAUACAGAAGCUUCGAGCAUCAAUAGGAGUGCUAGCAAAUUCUCUUCGAUUCAGAAGUGAAGCCGAGAUCAAUCGACUUCCAGCGGCUGUACGUACAAUGACGGUCGAAGAAUAUUGGUUCAAAUACAAUGGUAAUGCAAAAGAAUAUCUCGCACAACAAUCUAUGAAGAAAGCCACCGCCGACACAUCCUUCUUACAAGCCCUAGGCAUGAUAAGUCAUAAAAGGAAACGAGAAGGAAGCUCCGAUGGACUUUGGAUUCAAAAGCAAAAGAUCGAGAGUGGAAAUGAGACUGGACAAAACUCAGCACUUCGCAGGCAAUAUUCAGGCGCAUUAUCAUCUUCAAUAAAUACAGGUCAACAGCGUCGGAAUACUUCAAAACCGUUUGUGGAUUCACGCUUAGAUAUCACCAGGAAAAAGGAAUAAAACAGAGAUCUAUCUGUCUUCAUGGGAGAUAAACCUUGGAAAAACCUUGGACAUCAGCACGACAACAAGGACAUUGCUUGAACCGCUGAUAAACCAUAAUAGACAAGAAACAGUCGAUAAUUAAUUGUCAAGCUCAAAAGAAAAGACAUAUUUUGGGUCAAAUCAAGCAACAAGGAUGACUUACUCUGGAUGCCAAGAUUUCACGACAUUCGUUGCACAGAGCUAGGCAUCGACAUGGCCUCAACAGCACUCCCCUGGGCUCCG
Molecule: messenger RNA, 1477 nt
Organism: Lobosporangium transversale
Lineage: Eukaryota; Fungi; Mortierellomycota; Mortierellomycetes; Mortierellales; Mortierellaceae
Exons: 5
Coding region: 179-1213 (344 amino acids)
Source: RefSeq, a predicted model, not a curated record